UAGAUGAUUAAGAAAUCAAAAUGGCGUCGCGUGCACGGUGCCGAUAAUUUUCGUUACAUUAGAAUGUUCGUUAUUAUUUUUUGUGCAUGAUAUAAGUAAAAUGCGAGCAAUAUAUGCUGUUUAAAUGAGUGACAUUUAAUGAAAUUUUAUAUGAGAAAUUGUGAAAUAACAUCAUUCUUGUAGCAUCAUAAUUUUGGAAUAACUCGUGCGACAACCGUUGUGAGACAAUCAAAGAAAAAGUACUGUUUUGCGUAUGGCUUUUAAACUGCACGGACAGUUUCUUAUCGCCGUUAAUCGUGUUCUUGGUGAAAAACAUCAUUGACAUGACGAAAGACGUGUGUUUAAUUUUCGUGCAUUGUGAAACUACGACAAGCUAUGUGCUUUGACGUGCACGAGUGAAAACUAGUUUCGUUCAAAGACUCGUGAAGGUGUGGAGACGACGUGCGUGUUAGCCACCAUGGCGGUGAAUCCGCGUGAUAUGGACGGUUUUAUGCCGCUCCUGUCAACGACGGACAUCAAGAAAAAGUUAAAUGUUGGUAGUUUACUGUUGAAUUAUUUAGGAGAUGCAACAAAGAGUAUCGAAUGUCAAGACAUCGGGCAGUUUAUCGAUAACAUCAUACCAUGGUUAAGCAACGGCAAUCCUAAGGUCGUCCAGAAUGGUUUAGAAAUCCUCACGUUUCUAGCGGAUCGAAUGGGUCACGACUUCAAACCUUAUAUUUCCACUAUUAUUCAACCAACAAUAGAUCGACUGGGUGACAGCAAAGAUGCGACGCGAGAAAAAGCGCAGCUAGUGCUUCUUAAAAUAAUAGAAAAAGGAUGUAUGACUCCUCAGCAACUUUUGGAUAGACUGCGGCCGGCCUUUAAUCAUAAGAAUGCAAAAUUACGGGAAGAAGCUCUUAUUUUGUUAACAACAACGUUGAACGAGCACGGCGCUGAUGAAAUGAUGUUGUCAGGAGUGAUUCCAAGUAUCGUAAAAUUAUUAUCAGAUCCAUCUGAAAAAGUGCGAGAAACUGCUUUGAACACAUUAGCGGAUAUCUACAGACACGUUGGCGAGAGAUUACGCGUGGAUUUACAGAGAAAGCACAAUGUACCGCAAGCUAAAUUACUGUUGUUGAUAGAGAAAUUCGAUCAAUUGAAAGCGGCCGGCGACCUGCUGCCUCUAGCAAUGUCCUCGGAUGUUGGAAAAGUGUCUGAUGAAACAGAUAGAGCUAUUAAAUCAGCUCCUGUGAAAAGAUCAGCUGCUCCUCUAAAGAGAGGACAAUUUGGUCCAGCAAAAACUUCAUCUUCAACUUUAGCUCAGCCUGGUAAUACACCUUCCAUGGUUCCAAGGGCUACAACCGUCAAAAGAAACGUGUCAGUAAAAUCGACAUCAGCUCAAGCUGGUGCCGUCGAUGAAGAAACCUUCCUUACAACAUUCGAAGAUGUGCCAUCCGUAAAUUUAUUUUCCGCAAAAGAUCUUGAAGAGCAAAUGAAAAUUAUAAAAGAUAAUGUUGGCGAUGAUAAAAAGGAUUGGAAACAAAGGACGGAAAGUAUGAAAAAAUUAAGAGCAAUCAUUAUCGCAGGCGGUACGAAUUACGAAAACUUUUUAGAAAAUUUGAAGAAUGUUCAAAGACCUUUUGAGGUUGCUUGCACGGAUCUUAGAUCGCAAGUAGUGAGGGAGGCGUGCAUUACUUUAGCAUAUCUUAGUCAACAGUUAAAAAAUAAGUUUGCCAGCUUUGGAGAAGCGGUCUUACUCACCUUAAUGAAUCUCAUACAAAAUAGUGCCAAGGUUGUGGCAACAGCUGGUGCCGUAGCAGUAAGGUUUAUUCUUCAAAAUACACAUUGCAGUCGUUUUGUGCCAAUUAUCACGUCGUGCUUAAGUCACAAGAGUAAAGACAUACGUCGGGCUUCAUGCGAAUAUCUAAAUCUAAUUUUACAAAUAUGGCCUACUCAAAUAUUACAAAAACACGUGACUACGUUGCAAGACACGAUCAAGAAAGGUAUUGCAGAUUCAGAUUCGGAAGCGAGAGCUUUUGCUAGGAAAUCGUAUUGGGCGUUCAAAGAUCAUUUCCCUGAACAAGCAGAAGCGUUGCUCAAUAGCCUUGACACUGCAUACAAACGUUCGUUGAUGUCUCUCAGCAACAGCGGUAGCAUUAACAGUUUAAAUGUAGUUACGAGAUCGGCGAGCGUUAGUCCCCGAACAUCGAGACCAGUCAUGAGCGUUACAGGUAGUACGGAAAAUUUGCAUCAAACUUCGGGUCAACCACAUGGCCCGCUCAGACGAACGCCGUCCUUGCCACGGUCAUAUCGUCAAUCUGGUAUCCCAGUCCUUCAAAGACCCACUGAUAGCCAUUAUCGUGGAACUUCGAGUGUUAGGUCGACUAGUGCGAUAGAUUUGCAAGCCGCGCAAAGAGCUAAAGCUAGAAUGAUGUAUGCGAACAUGAGUAGACAGAAAGCAUCGCUUCCACGUCCUAGCAAAUCACCAGACACAACUGCUGUUGCUAGUCCAGAAAGAACGGCAAGAACAAGAACUCGAAUGUCUGGAGUGUCGCAAUCUCAGCCUAGCAGUAGAUCAGGAUCGCCAUCGUCAAGACUGAGUUAUGCAACUUAUAAUCGUGAAGGAGAAUCAUUAAUUGCAAGACCUAGACGGUUAUCUGGACAUGGAAUCAGAAGUACCGGUAAUAGUCGUGAGCCAAGCCCACAAAGGUUUGGAAUGGACAGAAGUUUUGCAAGCAAAAUACGGGGAAGAAGUUUACAUAUGUCUCCAACGGAUAGACCUCAAUCCAGACCAGUCAUGGCACAAAAGAUGUUGCAACAAUCACGCGAAGCAGAAUCAGCAUUGGCGGAUGCGCUUACAUUUGAAAAUAUUGAUAAUUAUACAAGAACACCGAGAGGAAAAGGUGAUCACAGUGAUGACAGUGAAACUAGCAGCAUAUGUUCUGAACGAAGUAUGGACAGUUUUAGACGACCAAACGAUUCGUUCUCAUGGAGUGGCUCUCAACAAAGACUAUAUCGUGAUAUGUGGGAUCAGUCUAUCCCAAAGGAUAUUAAGGAAAUUAUAGAAAAUUGUGCACAUAAACAUUGGGGCGAUAGAAAAGAAGGUUUAGUUGGAUUACAACAUUUUCUUUCAAACGGAAAUACGCUUACAGCUACGGAAUUGAGAAAAGUAACGGAUAUUUUUACGAAAAUGUUCAUGGAUUCUCACACAAAAGUUUUCAGUUUAUUUUUGGACACAUUGAAUGAACUAAUAACUACUCAUAGUGAAGAUCUUGGCGAUUGGCUUUAUGUUUUAUGUGCAAGACUUUUGAACAAAUUAGGCACUGACUUACUUGGUUCGAUACAAGCAAAAAUUCAUAAAACGCUUGAAGUUGUUAGAGAAUAUUUUCCAGGAGAGCAACUUUUACCUGCUGUAAUGAGGUAUUUAACAGAUCCAACACAAACUCCAAACUCUCGCGUAAAAGUGGCGACGCUUAUGUUUAUUACACAAAUAGCAGAAACAGCACAACCAUCUGCACUUAAUAGUUCUGCAGGAACAGCAUUAGCAAGGUUACUUGAUUGGUCGAAUGAUGUUAAAAGUCAAGAAGUCAGAAGGCAUGCACAAAAUGCUGUUAUAUCGCUAUAUAAUUUAAAUCCUCCAAAAGUGACUAUGAUAUUAGCUGAAUUACCGAAGUAUUAUCAGGAAGCGGCAUUGCCAUUAGUACAGAAUCAUUUAAGAAAAUCAUCAGGUUCGAGUAAUCCUGCAUCUCCUGGAACUCCUCCUCCUAGAGCACAGAGCUCACCAGCUCGUUCGAAAGGUAAAACUGAUAUCGACAAUGCGGAUGAAAAUUUGGAAGAAGUUUAUAAUACUUUCUACAGAUCAUUAAGACGUACAACAGCUGAAAUACAAAAUUAUGGUUUUGAACGUUUGGAAAGAGCAACUACUAGUAAAGAUAGUGGAAUUAGCAAUAUGGCUGAUGUAGAAGAAAAAAUGGAAGGACUUACAUUAUGCAAUUCGGGUCGUUCAUCUUCUGUUUCUUCUCCUACCCAAAGAGGACGAUCUGUUACUAAUAUUACAGUAAAUGGUUCAAGUGAUACUAUUGCAGGAGAUUUAAUUCUACCUCAAGAAAAUAAUGGUUAUAAAACGCAUGGUUCAUCACCAGAUUCGAUAAAAAGGCCAGAAGUUUUAGAUAAUAUGAUUAAAACAUUACAAUCUAAAAUGACACAAACCGAAGAGAAAGUAUCAGCAUUACAAGAAUUUCAAUUAUACGUUCGUGAGGGAGAUGCCUUGUAUAUUAAACAAAAUUUUAAAAAACUGCUCAAAACAUUAUUAGAUAGUUUGACUAACGAUAGUAAGAAGAUGCAAGUAGAAGUACUUCAAACUCUAAUUGAUAUGCUUAAAUGUACGGAACUUGUAGAUAGCUUUUCUGUUUAUCCUGAAUUAUUGGUUUUAAAAGUGAUUAACGCGUAUAAGUUAGAUGAUCAAAAACAAGAUUCUUCCAGUAGCAGUAAUUCCAGAUCUCCAGUUCUAUGGAUGGCGGAAAAAUGUGCUGCAACGAUAGCAAUGGUUUUAAAACCAGAACAAGUUAUUCACUUAGUAUCAACUAUAAUAACUACUGAACCAUAUCCCUUGAAUAUGGGCGCAAUAAAAAUGCUUCAUAAGGUUGUGGAACAUUGGGGUCGUGAUGCAAUAGAACCUCAUUUAUCAAAAGUUAUGCCUGGUCUUAUCAAAGCAUAUGAUGAUACUGAAAGUGCAGUGCGCAAAAGUGCUGUAUUCUGUAUGGUAGCAAUACACUUGGCAGUUGGUGAAGAGUUGUUGAAACCUCAUCUCAGUUGUUUAUAUACCAGCAAAUUGAAGCUUUUAAACAUUUAUAUACAACGCGCGCAACAAGCGAACAGUCAACCAGCAAGUCCACGUAGCAAUAGCAAAAAUUAACUAACACCAAAUUCCGCGACACUUAGGAUCGCGAUACUUAAAAGGUUUGCUCGUUUGAGUGCAAGACAUGAACGAAUGCUGGUUAGCUUCCUUAGUAAGUCCAAUCCGUGACAACUAUCAUCGAACGAUAGAAAAAUACAAGUCGAUGUUUUUCAAUAUGAUAGACUGAUCUGCAUGAUUUCACGGCAAGGUGUGUGCGACAUACCUGACCUCCUGACAGUGAUGUUGCACAAAAGCAGGUAGUAUACAAGUUAUUUAUGCAUAUUGUUUUGUUUACCAAAAAUUUAUACCUAUUGCAAUGAGAGAAUUGCUUUAGAUGUAAGAUUUCUCCAGUCAUAAUAUAUAUAUAUUUUUUAUCGAUACGUUACAUCUUGAUAUUAAGUUGCAGCGUCGUUUCUUAUGAAAGAAAGAAGAGAAAAGCUUUAAAAAAAAGAAAAAGAAAAAAGAGAGAAAAAAAAAAAGAAAACACUCCUCCGUAUGUUAUGCAGCUCAUAAAGAAUAGUAUCGUGCCUCUUGUUCACUUUGUGAUUUUGUAUACUUUAAAUUUUGUUCGCUAUUCGUUAGGAUAUUGUAUAUAUAUUAUAUUUAGGUAUCUCAGUGUAUUGUUGUGCAUCUUUUUUAGAGUUGAUUUUUGCGAUGAUUUAUUAAUAGGAAUGUGAUUCCAAAUAAUUUAAAUGUCGACUCGAUCUAAUUGAAAGUAUGAGAAGACAGUGCGACAUCACUGCCGAGAGACUCAUAUUUUGUAAGCAGAAUGAACGGACGUGAAUUGCCAAUUAUAACGGUACCGAAAGCAUUGUAUAAAAAUAUACGUUAUAUACGCUUGUUCGCCGAUUUACAAACAUCGCUAAUACUAUUGCACGUGGCAAUAAAUUUUGCUGUGCACUUUGCAAUGAAUAAGAUUAGAAGGGAAAUAAAAAGACUCGACUAAUAUCAAGAUGAAAAGAAUGGGCGUUAUAUUUGGUAUCGGCUCUGUAAGAACAGUGAUAAUGAAUAAAUUUCAUAUAAAAUAUUUUUUUUUUCGCAUUUCAGCAUUAACGAGAGACAAAGAUUCUCGCGAGUAUCGUAUUUGUUAAUUGAUUACACGUAUGCAUAAUACGAUUGUCACGGGAUAUUUUAUACACGUAUAAACGUCGAAAUGUCAUGGAAAAGACAUAAUGAAUUUAUUUGUUCAAAAUCUAUGUGCUAGUCAGUUUCCAAGGACGCACAAUGACCCAAGAGAUGCAGACGAGAUAAAGUUCAGAAGUUUUUCUCGAGGAAAAAAAAAAAAGAAGAAGAAAAAGCAAGAAUAAUAUUUGAACACAGAGUCUGUGAGAAAGAAACGGAGAGAAUGUGUGAGAAUGAAUGAGAGAUGCGACGAGAUCAGCAAAACUAGAGUAGGAAUGAUACUUAAUUGGAAAUGAUAUUCGAAACUAACGUUAAUAUUUAAAAUAUUAUUCGUCACGUUGCCAAUAAUUAAACGAAUGCUAAAUCAAAGCUAACGUAACAAGUUUAGUAACAUUCUGUGCCAUUGUCGUUUUUUGUUUUAUUUAUAUUAAGGAUAAAAUUAUACAUAAUAUAUAUAUAUACAUAUUAUAUAUAUAUAUAUACAUACAUACAUACAUACAUACAUAAAUCAUUUCGUCUUUUCUUACUAGUAGGAUGAAAUAACAGAAUAAUUUCAUUGAAAGUGAACCAUUACAAUAAUUAAACGCAAGAAAAAAAAGAAAUAGAUACUGCAUAUUACAAUUUGACCAUAAAAAUAAUUCAUAAAAAUUUUUCUUCAAAGAUACAAAUACUACUAUAAAUUAAGUUGACAUAUAAAUCUUUGUGAGAUUAAAGUUACAAAUACGUGCGAUUCCACACCUAACUCGACAUGAUAAAAAAAACACGUGAUAAAAUGUGUUUUGAUUUUUAAUAGGUGGCCAAAUAGUGCCAAAAAAAAAUGGUAAUGUGCGACAGGAAAGCAAUUGGAUUCAAACGUUCGAGUAGUCAGGUUAUUUCUUUUACUUGGUGCCUUUGGCGUCGUCGGAACAAGAUAAUGUUCGGGGAUCGUCUUUCAUCUUCUUGUAAAAAAGAGAGAAAAAGCUAUCGUUAAAGUGAUUGUAGUGCAAGUAGCUAGAAAACUCCUGUAUUUGCUGAUGUUGCGUAAAACGGACAGUGAUUCAAGUGAUCAAGAUAAAAAAUUUCUCAUUCGUUAUUACGAUAGAAAAAAAAGAAGAAGAAGAAGAAAAGAAGAAGAAGAAGAAAAAAAAAGAUUCGAAUUAUCUCAACAAUAUUCGUGUUCAUUUUGCUAUUUUAUCGUAGAACACGAGGAACGCCAGUUUUCGUGGAUUGAUCGAUACAUGUAUCAUCGACAUCGUUCAAGAAUGUAAUCAUGUCUAUUUUCAUAAAUUGUGGUAGUCGUAAAAAAAAAAAAAAAAUGAAUUAAUACGGGCGCGAGUCGUUUUUACCAAUUGCGAUUUGAUUGUAGACAGGAUAAAAUGGUUUUUCAUUCACGGGAAAUCGGUAGGAAGUUUUAUUUCAAUACAAUGGAAAUUUUCAAUGGAAGGAAAGAGAUAUGGGGGAUACGCGUAGGAUUUAGUGUGAUUAUCAAUUUGUCUGAUAUAAACUUUUUUUUUUUUUUUUAACAUUACGUUUGUCCAUUAUUCUUUUCGCAAUUCAAUUCGUCAUUGCCGUAAUUAUUUAAAAAAGAAAAAGAAAAAAGAAAAAAGAAAAAAAAAAGAUUUAGAGUUUGACCUGGUGUGUACGGAUAUAUCCUGUAUAUAUAUACAUAUUAUUAAAUAAUAUAGAAUUUAAUGUAAUAUUAAUAUUACGGAUUAGAUAGCCACCGUCACUGCCUGCAGCGUGUUAGCUCGUGCCGAGAACGUGCAGACCUUGGCACUGCUGGACUCUGCAUAGUGUCGUCGCGAUCGUUUAUAAAGAAGGAAGAAAGAAGAAAGCUUGUUUUGUUAAGUUUUUGAGCAUUAUUAUAUUGACAGGAUUUAUAUUAUUAUAUUUACUAACGCGUGUAUGAUAUGUAGGUACGAAUAUUAAUUAAGGCAAUAUUAUAUCGAAAUUUUUGCCACUUUUUUCCUUUUUUUUUUUUUUUUUUUUCUUUUGCAUCACGAUCAUGAUGAAAAUUACGUACAUUGAAUUUAAUCACAUUUAUUCGUUAUAUACAGACAAUAUAUAUAUAUAUAGUUUUGCUAUUUUAUUUUAUUUAAUGCAGUGACAGAAGAAAAAAAAAACGAAAAUAACAAGCAUAAUUUAUUGUAAUUCAAAAAAAAAAAAAAAAAAGAAUCAUCACAAGAAUUUCUAUAUUCAAUGUCCGUGCUUAUUGUGUCCCAAUUAAUGUUAAAAAAAUGAAACGCAUAUUUUAAUUGUUACAAACGAUUAAAUGGAAAUAAUUAAGCACGGACAUUUCACAUUGUAAGAAAUCAUUGCGAUGUAAAAAAUGAUAUACGCUUUUACGUGUGACGUCAAUAAUAACGUAAAUUGGCGUGUAAAAAUGAAAUUAUAGAAAUUUUGUUCUUUUUUCUAUAUUCUGUGUAUGGAGAAAGGAGUUGAUUUUUGGUACUCGGUAUUAUUAAUAUUAUUAUUUUUAUCAUUAUCAUUAUUAUUGCCAAACUGUGCCGAUUCUUCGCUUUAUACGUUAUUCAUUUAAGUAUGACUAAAUUGAAUUGUAGGAUAAAUUUUUGCACCGCAGACGUAGCUAUUAAUUCUGUUAAUAUAUAAUUACUUUGAUACUUGUUGCACGCACAGAUGUAAAUACAGAUUUUUAAUAUACGAAAUUCUUCGACUGUGAAUUUUCUUUCGAUUUCCCGCGAAAAGGAAAUCAUUGAAAACAAAAAAAAAAAAAAGAAUAAAAAAACAAAAACUGUCUCGAUCGCCGAUAUACAUAUUUAAUAUGCUAAUGUUAUUAGUGGUAGAGACUAUAUUUUAUAUGCGAAAAAAAAAUAGUCGAUUGCUUCUGAUAUGUCUGUCAAUAAAAUGAAAUUUGAAAAUACCUAUUAAUCAUAUAUAUAACUUUGUAGUUUAACUUUUUUGUACUUUUAUCUUUUUUCGAAGUAUCUUCAAUUAGAAAAACUUGGGGGAGUUGUCGAGGCGCACUAGUCGAUAUAUAUAUA
This is a messenger RNA of Apis mellifera (honey bee), 8976 nucleotides long. It is a transcript of the gene chb, whose product is annotated as CLIP-associating protein 1-A. Bases 458 to 4891 code for a protein of 1477 amino acids. Gene Ontology annotation, molecular function: microtubule binding. The record is from RefSeq and is a predicted model, not a curated record. NCBI's taxonomy places the organism in Eukaryota, Metazoa, Arthropoda, Insecta, Hymenoptera, Apidae. Gene Ontology annotation, cellular component: cytoplasmic microtubule; microtubule organizing center; mitotic spindle. Gene Ontology annotation, biological process: mitotic spindle assembly. The transcript is spliced from 27 exons.